CUAAAGGGGUAUGAAAUAGUUGGUUAAUUGAUUUCAAAUGAAUUUCCAGAUGUCGUCUGCAUGAUUGACUGCUUAUAUCAAGUGAUGUUGCUAGGCAUUGAAUAAAGUAUGGAAAGUUGCUAGCGUUAAAUAUCAGUGUUUUUAUUUAUCAUAAUCAGCAGCCGAAUUACAAGUGCUGUAAAACUAUAAAAUAUUCGUCCUUCAAAUUAAAAAAAAUAUUUUUCUCUAUUUUUGCAUCAAGAAUUCAAAGAUAAAUUCUAUUCUAAAUCCAAUUUUAAUUUUAUAAAUAUGAAUUUAAAUGUUAUUAAAUUAUAUUUUUAAAAAAAUCUUUUCAAAACGUGUAAUUUAUUGAUAAAGUAAAUCAUUGAAUGAAAUGGUUGAUUAUAUAUCGCUUUAAAAAUUAUAUAAAGGUAUUUGCAAUAAACUAAAUAAUUUUGGUAUUUUAUUUUAGAGAAAAAGAUAUCAGUAUGAUAAGGCAAACCUUCAACGUGCAUAUGAUGCUGUUGUGUCAGAGGGAAUGUCUGUUUAUAAGGCCUCUAGGGUAUUUUUCGUGCCAGAGCAGACUCUAAGGGACAGAGUUAAGGAAAAAGUUCCACUAACUGCUAAAUUAGGUUAUGAUAACACUUUUACUUUCAAAGAGGAAGAAGCAUUGGCACAGCAUCUAAUUUAUAUGGCUGGAAUCGGAUAUGGCUAUACAAAAAUGGACAUACAGAGGAUGGCAAGACAGUAUGCACAUUCCCUUAACAAAAAACUUCACACAAAGAACGAAAAUACUGACCAUCUCAGUAAUAAUUGGUUUUAUGGCUUUUUGCGCCGCUGGCCAGACUUGAAACUGGUAAAACCACAAAAACUUUCAAUGGCUAGAGCAAAAAAUGCAUCCCCUGAAAAAUUGAAAGCUUAUUUCAAGGAACUGUCCACAAUAUUAACAAAACAUGAAUUAGCGGACAAACCAAAUCAAAUAUUCAACAUUGACGAAACAGGAAUUUCGACUGACCAUUCGCCACCCAAAAUUGUUUGUGGAAAAGAUGUAAACCCUCGAUCCAUUACGUCUCCACGAUCCUCUACUAUCACUAUUAUUGCCGGAGGAAAUGCUGCAGGUCAUUUUUUACCCCCAUUUUAUGUUUUCCCGGGUAAAAGAUGGAAUGCUGACUUCCUAAAUGUUGCCAUAUCUGGAUCUUCGGGGGCAAUGAGUGAUAGUGGCUGGUCAAAUGGUAAAAUAUUUGAACAGUACCUGACGACCCAUUUUUUAGAAAAUGCCAGGAGACAAAAUCAGGACCCUGUUCUCAUUCUUUUAGAUGGACAUCGGUCCCAUAUUAGUUUAACGUUGACGGACUGGGCACAAAGAAAUAACAUAAUAUUAUUUGUUCUCCCUCCGCAUAGCAGCCAUCUGACCCAGCCGUUAGAUGUUGGGGUGUUUGGGCCACUAAAAAAAAUCUAUAACAGAGAAUGUGCUGUGUUCUUACAGAAGCACCCAGGGAGAAAUAUAACCAAGUACGAUAUUGCAGAGCUCACAGCAACGCCAUACCUCAAAGCCAUGUGUCCGCAGAACUCAAUUUCAGCCUUUAGAAAAACAGGUGUAUUUCCAGUUUAA
Molecule: messenger RNA, 1591 nt
Organism: Saccostrea cuccullata (small rock oyster)
Lineage: Eukaryota; Metazoa; Mollusca; Bivalvia; Ostreida; Ostreidae
Exons: 1
Coding region: 518-1591 (357 amino acids)
Cellular component (GO): nucleus
Molecular function (GO): DNA binding
Source: RefSeq, a predicted model, not a curated record